Molecule: messenger RNA, 7669 nt
Organism: Oncorhynchus kisutch (coho salmon)
Lineage: Eukaryota; Metazoa; Chordata; Actinopteri; Salmoniformes; Salmonidae
Product: zinc finger protein 516
Exons: 6
Coding region: 1236-4622 (1128 amino acids)
Biological process (GO): regulation of DNA-templated transcription
Cellular component (GO): nucleus
Molecular function (GO): DNA-binding transcription factor activity, RNA polymerase II-specific; RNA polymerase II cis-regulatory region sequence-specific DNA binding
Source: RefSeq, a predicted model, not a curated record
CUUGCCAAUAUGUUAACUCGGUGGGAAUCGUAUAGCGUGGGUCGCUACAGUAUAUUACUUAUAAUUACAUAGGGCAAUUAGAAGUUAGACUAGUUCAUCUAGGCUAUUUGUUUGGGAUUUAUCUGAUUCCUCUGUCUGUAACUGCAUGCAUUCCAAACGGCUUCUAUCUACGACGUGCGUAAGCAGGUUUGAGAACCUGUCUGACUGAAUUGAAUCCAAAUGAUAACACAUUGAUAGUCAAUAUGUUGGCGAAUAUACAAGUGUUGGGCCAACAUGUCAUGUCGUCGUGUAUGUCAACCGAAUAUUUGAUUUAGUAUAGUAUCAAGAACUUUGUGCUGAUGGAGACAAUAGUAAAUAGUUCAUUUAAUUCGGGAGAGACCAUCCACAGGCACUGAAAGGUGUAUCCAUGAAACGACCGAGGCGCAAACGUCUUGGUUUUGCUCCUAAUGGAACACAGUCCAGGAAAUAGGCUCUACUUAGGAGUUAAAGAAGCAAUUGGAGGCUUUGCUUAUCGUCAUCGCUCGAGAGGAAUCAAGCUCUUAGUGCAUUGAAUACUUGGGAGACCGAUGACUAUCCCCGUGUCACAGUGGUUUCGACUCACUCAAUCAUAUGCACUUCAACAUACAGCGCAUGCUGCUUUCACCUUUUGCGUUCGCCUAUUCUUCGGGAGUGCUUCCAGGAUAUGUUUUGAUCACACACUUGCACACAGGGUGAGGACCUGCACAGGCUGUGCAGAGAGCUCACAGAGAGUGAUGCAACCUGGAAGCUGCUGAUAUGCUGAAAAAUAAAGCCAAAGAAAGGAGACAUGGAGUAACAGUGUCAGCCAGAGAUAGAGCUUGUUAAUGUGUUGCCAUAUACCAUGACUGAUUCCUUCUGACACAGUGUACGGUACCCAGAGAUGUACGAUUCCUGAUAGUGCUGUGUAAGCUAUUUUACAAAGGGCCGUAUAGCAGGUACAGAGACAUUGACAGUGUUGGAUUCACUGACUGUCAGGGCAUGGAUGAAGACAGAUAGAUGGCAUACUGAAGAUAGAUGGCAAAAGACUGUUGAACACGGGCUAAAUAACACUGGAUGCACACUUACAGUUGGCAGUGGAUGAGCACGGACAGAUAGCAUUGGGAUUGGCUGAUACAGACGGAGAACGCUAGAGCUAGAUGAGCUACUGCAGAUAGCAGUGCAGAUCCACUGUUAGCGAGCUAGCGCAGGCAGGGAGUGGGAGUGGGAGGCUUAGCACCAUGAACCCCAGAGAGAGCGGAGGAGGAGGAGUGGAGGCCAUGGAGACCCAGGCGGGAGGGCUGGAGGUGGGGGAGGAGGGAGGCCAAGCCAGCCACGGAGGAGAUGGAGAAGAGGGGGAAGAAGACAAGGCCUCAGCCUACGACUGCAACGUGUGUGGCCGCAGCUUCCCCUUCCAGAGCUCUCUGUCGCAGCACAUGCGGCGCCACACAGGCGCACGUCCCUACAAGUGCCCCUACUGCGACCACCGCGCCUCCCAGAAGGGCAACCUCAAGGUCCACAUCCGCAGCCACAAGCUGCGCACGCUCACUAGCCACCACCCCGAGGAGGAGGAGGGGCCAGAGGAGGAAGAGGACGGGUCAGUUGAAGUGGGUGUGUCUGAGGGCCUGGACGGUGGAACCAGUCCGACGAAGAGCAGCUCGGCCUGUAACAGGGUCGUCAACGGAGACGCUAACACAGAAGAGGGCAUAGGGAAGACGGCGGUGAGGAGCGUCAAAAGGGAGAAGUCGAGCUCUGAGCAGCGGCCAUAUUGCUGCCGUCUGUGCGGGUACCAGACCCAGCGCGAGGACCAACUCCUCAGUCACAUCGAGAAGGUCCACAUCACAGCCGACAUGGAGGACGAGACUAACCCAGUGAGUCAGGAGGCAGUGGCAACGGAGGGAGAAGCAGGGACUCAGGUCACUGAUGGGGCCUUCCCCUGUGAGACAUGUGGCCAGGUGUUCACACAGGCCUGGUUCCUUAAGUCCCACAUGAAGAAACACGCAGGCCUCCUUGAGCACUGUUGUCGGGUGUGCGGCCGCCGCUUCAGGGAAGCCUGGUUCCUCAAGAGCCACAUGAAGACCCACAAUGGCUCCAAGGCCUCCGGCCGGGGGAAACCCAAGGCAGACUCCCAAGAGGCCGCGGCCACCAUCAACGACGUGGCCCAAGACCCAGAGACCAAUGUGACCUCCACAAGCCUUUACCAGGUUUGCUCCAAGUGUGGAAACCUGUUCCAUGACCGAGAGAGUCUGAAGGCCCACGAGAAGAUCCACAGCCAGGCUAAGCAGCUGACACAGGGCCAGAGAAGACCUAGCGAUAACGGGGACUCUCUCGGUGCCAAAAGGCGCCUCCUGGACUACCUCAGCCUCCGGCCAGCUGUCGAAGAAAAACCCCAGGAAGAGAAGAGGCGCUUAGGCCAGAGAAUCCCCGAGCUGGACCCAGUUUGUAGCUACCAGGCCUGGCAGCUGGCUACGCGGGGCAGGGUUCUUGAGCCUGUGGAGACAUACAGUAUAAAGGCAGGUGGAGAAGGGGAUGAGGUCCUGGCUGGAGGGACCGUGGUGUACGAGAAGGAGAGCAGCCACUACAUCCUGGAGGGUCAGCAGAGGGAGCGACGUUCAGGGAGACGCAGCAGCGCCAGUGGGGGAGGGGGUAGUAGCCACCACACGUCCCCUGGGGAGCACACUCCCGAGAGCCUGAGCGACUCAGAGUACCGUCCCUCCUCCCGCCAGGGCCGACGUUCCUCCUCUUCCCAGCAGAGCCAGUCCAAGUCCACCGAGUGCUUCGAGUGCGGAAAGGUGUUCCGCAGCCGCCACCAGAUGAUUGUGCACCAGCGGGUCCACCAGAGGCGAGACGGGGGCAGGGGUUCCGGGUCCGGAGGGGACAACAGGGCAGGGCAAGGAGGGGACCGCUGGGGAUCCACCAGUGAUCCCGAAUCAGGCUCCCCUAGCAGGCCCAGCACCCCAGGGUACGGGAACUCACCACCAGCCUCCACCCUGGGAGAGGACGCCCCUGAGAUGGGCACCGCCAACGCAGUCCCACUGACAGAUGAGAAGCCUUACGUCUGCAGCCUGUGUGACUUUGUCAGCACAGAGUCCUCUGCCUUCCUGUCCCAUCUACGUCUCCAGCACACCAGUGACGGCCGACCUAUUCCCGACCCCAGCUCCAGCUCUGAGAGAGGCACCCCGAGUAGCUUCCCCAAGCUGAAGAGGGCUCUCCUCCACGGGUUUGCUCAAUCCUCUACCCCCCACCCUUACCUCUCUGCCCGACCGUCGAGAGACAGAUGCACCGCCGAGAGCAGUUCACCCACUGACUCUCACCGUGUUGCUCCUCUAGACCUGUGUGUGAGAGCUGAGGGCCACAGGGGCCCGGCCUCCUCAGCUCUUCAGCAGAAGGGCCUGCCCAGUCAUAAGUGCUCCUACUGCUCCCACUCCACCCACUACCUGGAGGUGCUGUGGAUGCACCAGACCGUCGCCCAUCGCAUCAACAGCAGCGCCCUGGCCCCCAAAUGGGCCCUCCUGAAGAAUAGCUUCAAGGGCCCCCGAGAGGGCUCGUCCUCCAGGAGACGCACGGGCCCUCCUCCCGCUCUGGAUGGGAGGGAGUGUCCCCCAUUGCCCCCUGUGGUGCGCACCCCCCGCACACGCCCCCCAUCGUUGAAUGGGGGCCAGAAGAAGGACAGCAGGGACAGGGCAGCCAGUCAACCCAGCACCUCUUCCUCCUCCUCCUCUGCCUCAGGCCCCCAGAGUUUGCGGCCUCCCAGGGCAGGCAGCAGCAGACAGAGAGGCGAGGCUGUGCCGGAUCAGGGCCAGCGCUCUCGCUCCAACUCUAGGCCCAGGGUGGAGAUCUACCCACGGGGAGGCUGCUCGACCGGCUCCCUGGAGAAGAGCACUGCACCUGGGGCUCCCCAUCGACCCUCAGCCCCUAGCCCCAGUGUCGGAGGAACCACCAGGCUGGUGGAAAGGUACAUGUUGCCUCGGGAAGGCCUGGGAUUCAUGCUGUCCAGCAAACAUGGCCUUGCAGAGUACAGCAGAGCCAGGAGCUCGCCUCAGCCCCAGCCCAAGCCCAAGCCCAGGAGCUCCCAUUCCCACACCCAGUCUCACACGCAGUCCCAGGGCAGACCCAGGGCAGAGCGCCCAGCCCACAACACCACCACGGCAGGCCAGGGCUAUGGAGCCUCCCACUCCCAGACACAUGGGAGCGCCGUCCAGGUAUCCUCCACCUCCUCCUCCUCCUCCUCCUCCUCAGCCCAGCGUGCGGAGGUGAAACAGGAGGAGGCACGGAGGGUGGAGACACCAGAGCUGCCCAUGGACAUCCUCAGCUUCCUGAAGAGCUGCAACUCCAAUGACCUGGCGACACUCUACCACCGCUGGGGCGCCGCCAACCCCCUACUGGACCCCACAGGGAUGCUGAGGCCUUUGGGUCGACAAGGGGAAUACGGCUGCCAAGAGUGCGGGAAGAGCUUCAGUCAGCCCAGUCACCUCCGCACACACAUGAGAUCCCACACAGUCGUGUUUGAUUAUAACGGACUCCGAGGUGCUGACGCUCAAACCAACUCCUCGGAAGCUCCCAAACAAGGGAGAGACCGUUCCGAUGCCGCCUCUGCCCGUACCGAGCCUCUCAGAAAGGGAACCUGAAGACCCACGUCCAGAGUGUCCACCACGUACAUUUCGACAACGCCCAGUACCCUGAUUACAGACCACCGGGACUGGACCACGAUCAGGAGGAGGAGCCGGGAGACUGGUUCUCACCCAACACCACCGACCCACCGCGACCUAAUAACAGACCCACCAACGUGACAUCCCCAGGGCCUAAGAUAGAGCUGGAGACUCCAUCCAUAUUCCCAGCCCCUCCCCACAGACAGCAGAGAGAACUGAGAGCUGUGUCAGAGACACCACCUGACAGAGUGACAUCAGCGUGAACUCACCCCCGUUGCCGUUUUGGUUUGAAAUAUGACCAUGAUUAUUUGAAAUGUGUUUAAAAAAGAAAGAAAAGGGUUUCUUGGAAAGAGAAGAAAAAUCGGACACUGUGCAAACAAAUGCUGUUUUUUCCCUCUGCGGACCCAUGGGCAAGGACGGCAUGGCGGCGUCCCUAUAGCUUUCCGUUUUCCUAUUUUUCCCCAUUUGAUUUAGAUUGUGAUGAAAUGGUUUUGUGCAUUCCUCAGGACACUGAUCCCUUAAAAACACACGGCAGAAGGGAGCAGCCAAGUUGGCGAUGCUUACACUGACUGAACUGAACACACUUGGCUAACCCUCCGACAGCUAACUUGACAAGCUUAAGACGGUGUGUGUGUGUGUGUGUGUGUGUGUGUGUUCCAUCCUCUCGAGGACCACUAUAAUGAGUCCAGUAUGAUUGGCUGAAGUGGAGUGACCACUACACGAUCUGACUCCGAGGCUGUUUGGCCGGUCAUUAAGGAGAGAGAGAGGGAAGGAGAGAGGGCUAAUGACAGUGUGAGAGGAGGUGCCUGCUUUACCGCUCAUUAAAAAGAGUGUGCGCUUUUAAUGGGGGGUAUAAACGAGCGUGCGGUUUUAACGCUCGUUCAAUUAUUGUGGAGGAGAAGAAGAGGAGGCCGUAUUUUCUGAUCCCUCUGAUCCGAGCGUAGUCCUCCUCCCACACCCACACCUCCAACCUCAAAUUAUACCCACUUACUGAAACCUCUUAGCAGGAACAAAGUGGUCAGACUGUUUGGUUCAAGUUGCCCUUGCUCUCCUUUCUACUUGAAUAAGACUAAAAGCUAGUCCUCACAACAGUGGCUUUUGAGAGGUCAGGCGUCUAAAGCUUUCAGAGAGCAUUGAUGAAGACAGUGUUUUGCUUCUGAUGGCUGCAGCGCCGUCGUAGGGUUGCUGUGUGUGUGUGUGUGUGUGUGUGUGUGCGGCUUGUGUGUGUGUGCGUGUUUUGCCCCUUCUUGAUUACCUCUGCGUAUUAGACUCCCUUUUAGACGCUUUGCAUACUACCUCCUUUGCAAUAAAAGCUUGUUUUGGUUUUUAUACGGCCAGGUGUGAAGUGAGGACCAAAGCCAUGCUUGCAUACUGUAUAUACGAUAUAAGGAGAGGCUUCACUGUAACCAUAUGUGUGAUGUUUUCUUUUCUCAAAGUUGCCCUCAUAAAACGCCUCCUGGAUUAAUAGCCAUGCCUAUGACUAUUGGAUUACAUUGAAAUGUAAGUACCUGGGUCCUGUUUGUUAGGGCAGACACCAAAAAAAACAUUUUGCAACGGGAAACCAAAAUUAGUGUUUCUGAUUGGACAAAACCAGAUGGGCGCCCUCCCUGUUUCAGUCCACUUUCUUCCGUUUGGUGCCUAAUGAACACAGCCCAGGUGAGGUGACGCUCUAAUAAGUUAGUCAUUCUUGUUUUGGUGCAAGGAUGUCAACAUGUUCAUUCAGACAAGCAGACGAUUGGUCAGACGGUCUUUUUGAGCAAACGUUGUAUGCACGCAAGGCCACGUGCACUGUACAUGACACUGCAAAUGUCCAAGUGUGAGACAGAGAGCCAGAGAUAGAUAGGAAAAUAAUGAAUAAUUAUCAGCUGUUUAGAAUAAUAUUUUUGUGUGUGUGUAGGGUGGGGGGGGUCAAAGAUAUGGAAUUAUUGUCAUGGGAUAUAAUACUGUCUACUUUGAGACCUCAGUAGUAGUUUUUACAUGAACACAAGAUGAAAGGAGUUCUGUGUCGGUUACUUGGUGUGUUGAAUAUAGCUACACUUACUGUAUGUGCAUAUUAACGAUGAGGAUAGUCAAAUACUUGAAGCGGAUAAUAUAGCCUAUCAAGUAGUGUCCUUAAUAAUUAGUGCCCUUCAAUACCGUUGUACUGAAUGACCCUUUUUAAGAUGAACUCCUAAAAUACACAUUUGUACCCCUAAGUGUGACUUAGCAGAUAUGAGCAGACCACGCGGGAGUGAGAGAGUGAGUAUUUGUGCGUGCAUAUGUAAGUGUGUCUGUCUGUAUUUUAAUCUUACCAAACCCGUUACAGCGUUAGAUACCAAAUGGCAUUUCCGGUGCUCUUAGACUAGGUUACUGCUUUAACACGUUUCACUGUCUUCAUUUCAUUCAGUCUUUGACUGGUUAAGGUGCUUCAGUUCAAUGUCACCUCUGGUUUUUAAUGAUUAUUAUUCUAUUAUUAUAGAUAUAAAUUAUUUCAUUUCAUUUGCUAUGUUUUUUUGAAUUUUUUUUAGGCGUUUGGGUUUGUAUUACACUGCUUAUUAGUUCAGUUUUCUAAUGGAAAAUGAUAGGCGCAGAAAUAUGUUUCAUAAAGAGUGUGUUUUUAGUCUCUCUCUCUCUCUUUGCUUAAAAAAAUGAGGACUUGUUCAGUAGAUUAUCCAAGGGGUGCCCUCCCAAAGAACUUGGUGGAAGUCGUUAUUUCUAUUUGGUUGGGGUUUUAACAAAUCCUCCAAGUCGUGUGUGUCUGUUGGCUUUUUAUUUGUAAUGAACUACAUUGUCAUUUUCCCGUAGAUGACACUGUUUGAAAUGUAUCUGGUUGACAACUGUAUUUAUUAGUUACAAGGAUCAGAGCAGAAGCAGACAGGAGUUGAUUCAUUUGAUUCUUUUCUGAUGAGUUUUUAUACUUUGUUUUCACUGUCCCCGAUGUGAAAGCUCUACCUCGUCUGAGGCCUUCUCAGUUCUGUUAAAGUUUUGUACAUCGUUGCAGAAAAUGUCAUGUCCACAUUAAAUACACAAAACAUGGCACCAUUCAA